Saprolegnia diclina VS20 is the source of this 1530-nucleotide messenger RNA. RefSeq lists its product as hypothetical. The transcript has 2 exons. Gene Ontology annotation, biological process: transmembrane transport. The record is from RefSeq and is a predicted model, not a curated record. The coding region runs from base 1 to 1530 and encodes 509 amino acids. Gene Ontology annotation, molecular function: xenobiotic transmembrane transporter activity; antiporter activity. Lineage: Eukaryota; Oomycota; Saprolegniomycetes; Saprolegniales; Saprolegniaceae. Gene Ontology annotation, cellular component: membrane.
AUGAGACCUGACGACAACUUUUGCGUGCGCGUGGAGCUCUGGCCGUUCCUCUGGCUGGCGCUGCAGCUGGCGAUCGAAGGUGUUGCACGCUUUGCCCUCUACGUGAUCGACGCGGCGUUUGUCGGUCACAUUGGCACGGACGAGUUUGCGGGUGCUUCCCUCGCGACCAUUUGGGUCGAGUUGCCGCUCUGCACCUUCUGGGGCAUGGCGUCGGCCCUCACUGCGCUCUGCGGACAAGCGUACGGCGCCAAAAACUACGUUCUUAUGGGCAUUUGGCUGCAAAUGGCGCUCGUGCUUGUCACGGUCUGCGCGAUUCCGACGACGAUCUACUAUGGCUUUGUCGACGUCUUUCUCCGGUUUGCCUCGGAUGACAGUACUGUGGUGGCGCUGGGUGCACGGUUUGGCGCGCUCUUGUCGCCGAGCGUGUGGCCGCAGCUCGUGUACGUCUGUUUGCGCAAGUACCUCCAAGCCAUGGCCAUCGUCACACCCACGACUAUCAACGGCGUCGUCUCGAUCGGCCUUGAUAUUGGCGCCAACUACCUCUUGAUUUACGGUGCCGACCUCGGCUUUGACGGGUCACCUCUGGCCACUGUUUUUGUGUCCUGGUUCCAGCCGAUCGCGCUCUUUGGCUACUGCUGUGUCUACAAAGCGUACCACAAAGCGUCAUGGGGCGGCUGGGCGUUCUCGGAGCUCACGUGGGUACGAUGGCAGACGUUUCUUCGCAUGGCCCUUCCGCUCGGCCUCAACAGCGGCUGGGAUACGCUCGUCACGGCCGCUCUCUCUCUCAUUGUGGCCAAGCUCGGCCCCGACACAAUCGCGACGCAAGCCAUUUUGGCCAACGUUUGGAUGGUCGUCGAUGCCAUUUUUCGUGGUGUCGCCGUCGCGGCAGAAGUGGGUCUCGCAGCGCAUCUGGGCGGCGGCCGCCCGAGAGCCGCCCGUACGAGCGCAAUGUUUGGCUUUGGCGUCCUCUUGGUGGUGGCACUGCUCGUGUGUCUCGUGCUUUGGUCAACGCCCGCGGCCGUCGUUGGCAUCUUUACUCCGAGCCAAAAACUGCUCGCGAUCUACGAGACCGUGCUGCCGAUGUACAUGGUCACGCUGGUCGUUGACGCCAUCGAGAUCGGCGUGGCCACGUCGCUCGAAGGCAUGGGCCACCGUCAAAUGCGGCUUGUGACGACGGUGACUGUCAUCGGACUCUGGGGCGUGCAGUUGCCGCUUGCGUACUACCUCGGGCAGGUUCAAGACUAUGGACUCUUUGGCGUCUGGGCUGCAAUGGCGCUUGCGAUCGCAGCAAAAGCCCUCAUCCUCGGCGUGUGCUUUCUUCGCAUCGACUGGGCGGCGACCGUCGCGGACGCCAUGGUGACGGCCGAGGUCACACAAUCGAGCACUGAGCUCAACGAUGUAUUCGUGCUGGAACGCAAGAGCGGCUCGAUCCACGUCCUUUCACUGCCCGACGCCACCCCCAAUAAUAGCAGCGAGAACGAGUGGGACGACGACAAGUCAAAUGACUCGUGGUAUGCAACGUUCCUCUAA